AUGCAUUCCAGAAGUAUCCAGGAUCCAAAUUGGUUAGAGGAUGAGCAGAUCAUAUCAAAUGAUCAGGGUAUGGAAGGUGUUAAAUCUCAAGCGAUAACUACUAAUAUUAGCUCAGACAGGGUAUCAUUUAAAGAAAUUGUUACUAACUCCUCUCAAUGGUUCUCUGAAGCCAAAGCAGUUUAUCUCAAUUCCAUGGAAUGGGAUGAACCUGAGAUUGAAUCCCCUGCUGGGGAGAAUGUUGUUCAAUUUUCUAAAGAAAAGCUAGCCCAACUCCGUAAGCCAUGGGGCCUCGCGCUUAUGGGGAAAUGUUUUGGAAUUGCAGUUAGGCCUUCUUUUAUGACUCAAAAGGUAAGGUCUAUUUGGAAACCCCGAGGUUCAUUGGAGGUGAUUGAUCUAGGCAAAGAAACUUACUUGUUUAGAUUUGGUCUGCAAGAUAAUUAUGAGAAGGCCUUAUUUGGAGGUCCAUGGUAUAUACUUGAUCAUUAUCUCAUGUUAACUCAAUGGCAACCGAACUUCAGACCUACUUAUAAUCCAUUCAAUAAGCUGGCGCUUUGGAUUCAUCUACCAGAAUUGCCUGUUGAAUACUAUGACAAAGAAGCCUUAUUUACUAUAGCAAGUAAGCUUGGUAAACCAAUUCGUGAGGAUUAUGCUACAAAUCACAUCACGAGAGCACGAUAUGCUAGAGUCUGUGUUGAAAUCAAUCUAACAAAACCUAUCUUAUCAAAAGUAUGGAUAGGUAACCAAUGGCAGGUAAUCCUUUACGAAAAUCUUCAUUCCUUAUGUUUCCAUUGUGGUCGCAUAGGACAUCAGAAAAAUCAGUGCAUUGAGUUCAAAGGAAAAGCUCCUAUGGAACAUUCGGAUCAACAAGAGGCAAGGAAAAAGAAUGAAACAUAUGGCAUGCAGAGAAAGUAUUCCAUGAAAAUACUCCAAGUGCCUCAAAUGAAAAUCUGCAUGGAAUGA
This is a messenger RNA of Beta vulgaris subsp. vulgaris (sugar beet), 960 nucleotides long. RefSeq lists its product as uncharacterized. Gene Ontology annotation, molecular function: nucleic acid binding; zinc ion binding. The transcript has a single exon. NCBI's taxonomy places the organism in Eukaryota, Viridiplantae, Streptophyta, Magnoliopsida, Caryophyllales, Amaranthaceae. Bases 1 to 960 code for a protein of 319 amino acids. The record is from RefSeq and is a predicted model, not a curated record.